GAGCCAUGUACCGCCGCAGCUACGUUUUCCAGGCCCGCCGAGAGCGCUACGAGCGCGCCGCGGAGCCCGAACGCGCGGUCCGGGAUGCGAUCGCCGCGCCCCCGAACCCCGCGCCGCUGCAGGGCCUGGGCGAGCGCGUGGCCGCCCAGGUGCAGCGCGCCCGGGCGCUUGAGCAGCGCCAUGCGGGGCUGCGCGGGCAGCUCGAUGCCUUCCGGCGCCUGGGCGAGCUGGCCGGGCCGGAAGAUGCCCUGGCGCGCCACGCCGAGGCCAACCGGAGGCGUGCGGGGGACCUGGCGGCUGAGCGCACACGGCUGCAGCACCAGGGCGUGGAAGCGCAGCGCGCGCUCGACGAGUUCCGGACCAAGUAUGAAAAUGAGUGUGAGUGUCAGCUGGUGCUGAAGGAAAUGCUGCAGCGGCUCAACAAGGAAGCUGACGAAGCCUUGUUGCAUAACCUGCGCCUUCAGCUCGAGGCCCAGUUUCUACAGGACGAUAUCAGUGCGGCUAAGGACAGGAACAAAAAGAAUCUUUUGGAAAUCCAGACCUACAUUGGCAUCCUGCAGCAGAUCAUCCAGGCUGCACCUCGGGUGCCUGCCAUUGUGCGUGGGAUGCGGGAGGAGAAGAUCUUGACGGAACGGGAGGUGGCUUCGCUGCAGAGUCAGCUGGACGAGGGGCGGGAGGCACUGUCCCACCUGCAGGUGCAGCGGUCGGAGUUGCAGGCCCAGACUGCGGCCCUGGACCAGGCGAUUAAGAAUGCCCAUGAGUGCUACGAUGAUGAGAUCCAGCUGUACAACGAGCAGAUCGAGAGCCUGCGGAGGGAGAUCGAGGAGGCUGAGCGGACGCUGGAGAGGAGUUCCUAUGACUGCCGGCAGCUGGCUGUGGCCCAGCAGACCCUCAGGAAUGAGCUGGACCGCUAUCAGCGCAUCCUAGAGAUUGAAGGCAACAGGCUGAGCUCGGCAUUCAUGGAGACUCCAACCCUGUUCACGCCAAGCCACAGGCCCCCAAUCAGUGUGGGUGCCAGUGGGAAAGAUCUCACCAGGGUCGUGCAGGACAUAGCUGCAGCUAAACCCAGGCAAAGAGGCCUCCCCAAGAACGCUCCUCGGAGGAAGGAGAUCACGGCUCAGGACAGAGCCGAUGAGACUCUGGAGGAUGCCCCUGCGAAAGAUCCGGAAGACCCGAAGCCAGGGCAGGGGGUGGCCACAGAGAAGGCUGAACCCAGGCAUGAGGCAGGGGGUGGAGAAGCAGGCUCCUCAGCCCAGGAAGGGGGUCCGGAAGAUGUGCCAGAUGGGGGGCAGAUAAGCAAAGCCUUCAAGAAACUGUGCAAGAUGGUCGAGGAGCGAGUGAAGGCCCACAAAGAGCCUGCGCCCGAACCCCCUGGGCUUGAGCCCUCCGUUCCUGAGCCCCCCACGCCUGAGCCCUCUGCGCCCGAGCCCCCAGCCGACCUCUACACCAAAGGGCACCAUGUGCUGGUCACGGGGGAUGGCAGCUAUGUGGACCCCAGCUUCUGCUCCUCUUCCAUCCCUGCCCGUGGUGGGGUGGUGAUUUCCAUUGAAGACAGCUCCGUGCGUGGUGAUGGCCCUGUGCGUGGUGACGGCUCCGUGCGUAGUGACGGCCCUGUGCGUGGUGAUGGCCCCUUGCGUGGUGACGGCUCCGUGCAUGGUGACGGCCCUGUGCGUGGUGACGGCUCUGUGCGUAGUGACGGCCCUGUGCGUGGUGAUGGCCCCUUGCGUGGUGACGGCUCCGUGCGUGGUGACGGCCCUGUGCGUGGUGACGGCCCCUUGCGCGGUGACGGCUCCGUGCGUGGUGACGGCUCUGUGAGUGGUGACGGUCCCGUGGAGCCCUCUCCUCAGAAGCCCACGCCAGCUUUGGAGAACGGACCCGGGGGCUCCCAGGGGAGCGAGGGGGAGCACACAGGAAGCCAGCAGUCUGCAGGCAAGGGGAAAGAGGCAAAAGCCCAGGAGCCGAAAGGCCCUGGGCUGAAGGGUCAUAGUGAGAAGGAAGAGGAGAGCCCUAGGAGACCCCAUCCUGUGAUCGUCCCGGGUCCGGAGGAACCGUCUGCACCCUUUCCUCCAGUGCCCCGGCCCACUCAGGAGGGAGCAGAGGGGAGGAGCCGUGGCCGGCCCGAGAGGAGCCUUCCCAGGGCCAUGGCGUUUAAGAAGGUGGAGGUGGUAGAGUCCAUUGAGCAGAUUUCCACAGAGAGCAUCGAGACGUACGAGGAGACCUCUGUGGUCGUGGAGACCGUGAUGGGGAAGACGAAGGCGAAUAAGAAACCGGGAGAGAAGGGGUCCUAGGACAGAGGGCUCCGCAGGGCGCAUCUGUGGGCUCUGUAGGGGAUGCUUUGACACGUUGGGGUGCGUGGUGAGGUUCCCGCGUGGCUUUGAUGACUCACUGGCGUUGUCAGGGAACCUACAUUAAACUGUGUUCUUUGCUUGCA
Messenger RNA from Cavia porcellus (domestic guinea pig), 2431 nucleotides. RefSeq names its product beaded filament structural protein 1 (gene Bfsp1). Gene Ontology annotation, molecular function: structural constituent of eye lens. The record is from RefSeq and is marked provisional. Lineage: Eukaryota; Metazoa; Chordata; Mammalia; Rodentia; Caviidae. Gene Ontology annotation, biological process: lens fiber cell development. Gene Ontology annotation, cellular component: intermediate filament; cytoplasm.